Oryzias melastigma (Indian medaka) is the source of this 1148-nucleotide messenger RNA. Its product is annotated as mitochondrial ribonuclease P catalytic subunit. Gene Ontology annotation, cellular component: mitochondrion; mitochondrial ribonuclease P complex. The record is from RefSeq and is a predicted model, not a curated record. Gene Ontology annotation, biological process: tRNA 5'-leader removal; mitochondrial tRNA 5'-end processing. Lineage: Eukaryota; Metazoa; Chordata; Actinopteri; Beloniformes; Adrianichthyidae. Gene Ontology annotation, molecular function: ribonuclease P activity.
GAGUUGGAGCGUUUCAGGGAGUUUGUGCAGAGGAAGCCAGCGUUUGACGUGGUUGUAGACGGACUGAAUGUGGCAAACAUCAACAAGGACAAAAGCAAGCUUUCACUCACGUUGUUGGCAGUGGUGUCAGAGCUUAAGCGUCAGGAUCUGACAAUUCUGGUGCUGGGAAGGAAGCACAUGCUGCGCCCCUCCAUGUCCUGGGACCGAAAGAACAUGAGCCUCAUUCAGCAAAAAGCCCAUUGCUUCUUUACUGAUAACAUUUCGGAGGAUGACCCCUUUCUGCUGUACGCCACUUUGCAUUCUGGGAACCACUGUCGCUUUGUGAGUAGAGACCUGAUGAGAGACCACAAGGCCUGCUUGCCAGAUGGAGCCACCCGACGCCUGUUCUUUAAGUGGCAAAGGGGCCAUCAACUGGUGGUGGAUGGGUUUGUGACAGCAGGCAGGCGGGUCCAAUUUCAGAGUAUACCCAGCUACGAUACCAUUGUCCAAACUACAGAAGACUCGUGGCACAUUCCCUAUGAUGACACAGAGGACCGUAGUACUUAUGAAGUCCCACAGAGAUGGCUGUGUCUCACAAAAAAGCCCUGAAGUUUUGUUAUUCAACUUUUGAAAAUCGAACAUAUCUUGUAUUUAUACAAUUAAUAAAGUAAAUAUGAAACCUUAUAAGUUAUAAUUGUGUUUAUGUAUUCGGUAAAACUUUCCAGAAAAAAAAAAGAACAAAAAAAAUCCUUUUGACCCGGAAGUGGAUUCUCGAACAAUCACUUCCGGUUCAAAUGCUUUCCAUGUUUUGCUUCUUUGCUAUCUCAGUUUAGUUUUCGUUUCUUUUUCUCUUUCGCACACUCUUUUCUUUCUUCGUCAUGUCUCGGGGGUCCAGUGCGGGGUUUGACCGGCACAUCACUAUCUUCUCCCCGGAGGGAAGACUCUAUCAAGUCGGUGAGAGACGGAAAGAAAGAACUGCAACAUCAGCUAGCACUGCAGCUCCUAGCUUCCAUGACUCAGUGAUAUUGUAGACAAAAAUACAUUCAAUACAUUUGACUUUUUUCUAUUUAUUUAUGUUUUAAAUUACUUAAAAACAACGUGCAUUGUACGGAUUGACGUCUUGUUCAGUGGUCUCAUGUAUUUCAUAUAAAACACUAAAGACCGUUUAC